GAGAUAUAUAAGCAAAGAGGGAGAUGGAGUUCAGGUGCAAGGAAUUGAAGGUGGGGAAGUGCGAAGGCGAGAAGCAGGUGGAUGGGGAGACGCUGCCGCUGGUGCUGCAGCCGGCGAGCGAGGGCAAGAGCGACGUGAAGUCGCUGUUGGAGGUGUUGGAUAGGAACAAGGAGUGGUUCGACGAGAUGAUCACCAAGAACAGCGCGGUUCUGUUGAGGGGAUUCGACGUGGCCAACGCGGCCGAGUUCAACGACAUCGUCGAGACCCUCGGCUGGGAAGACAUCCGCUACGUGGGGCCCGCGCCCCGCACCCACAUCCACAAGCGUGUCUGGACGGCCAACGAGGGCCCCCUCUCGGAGUUCAUCUACUACCACCACGAGAUGGUCUUGAUCAAGGAAUUCCCGAAGAAGGUGAUACUCUUCUGUGAAGUUCCUUCGCCGGAAGGCGGGGAGACGCCUUUCGUGCCGAGUUUCCGCGUGACCGAGCGGAUGGUGGAGGAGUUCCCGGAGUUCGUGGAGGAGUUGGACAAGAAGGGGCUGAGGUACACCUUCACAGCUCUGAGCAGCGACAACAAGGCAUCAAUGAGGGGCCGCGGUUGGCAGGACGCCUUCGCCACCACCGACCCUGCAGAAGCCGAGAGAAGGGCGAGAGCACUAGGGAUGGACGUGGAAUGGCUGGCGGAUGGCGGGGUAAAGACGAUACUGGGGCCGAGGUGCUUGACGAGGGUGUUUGAGGGGAGGAAGGGGAGGAGGAUGUGGUUCAACACCAUGGUGGGGAUGCACGGCAAGGAGCUGAGCUCCGCCACCAUGGCCGACGGCACAGAGAUACCGGCCCAUGUGGUGAAGAGGUGUGAGGAGAUAAUAGAAGAGGAGAGCAUCCAGUUCAAGUGGCAAAAGGGUGAUGUGCUCUUCUUGGAUAAUUAUGCUACGCUGCAUGGUAGGAGGCCAGCACUUCCACCUAGAAAGGUUUUAGUUGCUACUUGCAAAUAAGAUGGACGCUAGCUUCUUACCAGAAUAAGCUGCAUGCUAUGCCCAUCAAAUUGUGUCCAACACACGAUUUCCCUAUUAAUUACAAAAUAAA
Molecule: messenger RNA, 1080 nt
Organism: Salvia miltiorrhiza (redroot sage)
Lineage: Eukaryota; Viridiplantae; Streptophyta; Magnoliopsida; Lamiales; Lamiaceae
Product: clavaminate synthase-like protein At3g21360
Exons: 3
Coding region: 24-989 (321 amino acids)
Molecular function (GO): oxidoreductase activity
Source: RefSeq, a predicted model, not a curated record